This is a messenger RNA of Ictalurus furcatus (blue catfish), 5700 nucleotides long. It is a transcript of the gene lrrfip1a, whose product is annotated as leucine rich repeat (in FLII) interacting protein 1a. The coding region runs from base 485 to 5209 and encodes 1574 amino acids. The record is from RefSeq and is a predicted model, not a curated record. NCBI's taxonomy places the organism in Eukaryota, Metazoa, Chordata, Actinopteri, Siluriformes, Ictaluridae. The transcript has 21 exons. Gene Ontology annotation, molecular function: DNA-binding transcription factor activity, RNA polymerase II-specific; RNA polymerase II cis-regulatory region sequence-specific DNA binding. Gene Ontology annotation, biological process: regulation of transcription by RNA polymerase II.
CACCAUCAAAAGUAAUGAGAGGGGUGUGGGGGUGUGUGUGAGUGAGUGAGUAAGUAACAGUGCAGUCUGGGAACACAACCUCACCGCUGUUACAGAGGAAGGAAACUGACGCAACUGACCGUCGCGAGCUCCAGUGUAGAUGAACUUUUAGACUCGGAGUUAAAUUAACGAGUGAAACUGGACGGCACGUGACUAUGAACACGCGGACGCAGUAACUCGACAGUUUACAGUUCGUUUUUAUGUUGUUUUUUUUUGCUUCGGUGUUAAUUUUUUGACAAACAACACAGAAAAGGAAGCGUGCGAGGAGCGGAUACACGCGCAACUCUUCCGCACCGGAAACUCUCGAAAACUUAUACAUUUUUGGAGCUAUUUCUUGCACAUAAAAAAAACCCUGCGUUUGGAAAUGCUGCAGUUCUCAUGAAGGACUACCUAUUUCCACUCUUAAACUCAGUAUAGAGUAUAAAGUAAAAAGUACAGACAACCAAUGGCUUCUCAGGGGCCGGGACGCAAGAGAACUCCCAACAGAAAUGCAGUGACUCCGGAGGAAGAUGCGUUAAAUGUGAUCGCAAGAGAGGCUGAGGCGCGGCUGGUAGCUAAGAGGGCUGCCAGGGCAGAGGCUCGUGAGAUCCGCAUGAAGGAGCUGGAGAGACAACAAAAAGAGAUUUAUCAGGUCCAGAAGAAAUACUAUGGACUGGAGAACCUGGACAACAAAUGGGGGGACAUUGAGCAGUGGAUGGAGGAUAGUGAGCGGUAUACACGCCACUCACAGAGACAUGUUUCGUUGUCAGAUGAUGAAGAAUGUAUGUCAGUGGGGAGCAGGAGCAGUGUGCGGUUGGAUUUGGAUUCAGUUGGUGCACAGGCUGGGCUAUCCCAUACAUUGUAUUCACAUUCUCACAAGAGCACAAAGAAGAAGAAAAAGAAGUCGAAGCACUCUUCAGAUAUUAAUAAUGGCUACAACAAUGAUUACAGCACAAUUUCCAGUCGGGGAUCUUUAUAUGAAAACAGUCUCUGCAGUAACUCUCUGCGCUCCAGUACCCGUACUUUGUCUGAGUAUAGUGGCCAUUUGGGCUCAAGCUCCAGAACAUCAUCCAGGGCGAGUUCCAGAUGUGCAAGCCCAGUGGAAAAUAGCAGCAGCUCAGUGGCCAGUAUUUUGCGAAAGGCAGCUAGCAGCAGUGGCCUUUCCAGAGACUUGGAUCAUGUGACCAUUCCUGACAUGCCAAACUUGGAUGACUCAUUGGACAGAGAUUUUUUUGAGAAGGGUUCCUCUCGAGCAUCUACUUUAUCCAAUGCCACUCUGACUUCACUGGGCGGGGCUUCCUCACGCAAAGGAAGUGGCAGUUCAUCUGUCACUGCAGAUACAGAGGCAUCCAUACAGGAUAUUAAGGAGAUUCAUGAACUUAAGGAUCAGAUCCAUGAUGUGGAGGCCAAGUACAUGCAAAGCCUCAAAGAAAUCAAGGAUUCUCUGGCAGACAUGGAGGGGAAAUAUCGCAAGGCCAUGGUGUCCAAUGCUCAGUUGGAUAAUGAGAAAUCCAAUCUGAUGUAUGAGGUGGACACUUUGAAAGACUCUCUGAUGGAGCUGGAGGAGCUUUUGGCUGAGACUCGGCGAGAGUGUGAGGAGAAGAGUAAGGAUCUGGAGCGAGAGAAGCAUGCCCACAGUAUACUCCAGUUUCAGUUCAGCGAGCAAAAAGAAGCAUUGAAACAAAGUGAAGAGCUCCUGACUGAGAUACGUCAUUUACACAUCAAACAAGAGGGCUUUGUUAGGGAGAUUUCUGACCUGCAGGAAACUAUUGAAUGGAAGGAUAAAAAAAUUGGGGCCUUAGAAAGACAGAAGGAGUUUUCUGAUGCCAUUCGAAAUGAGCGGGAUGAACUCCGGGAUGAGGUGGUUCAACUCAAAGACAUUUUAAGGAAACAUGGCAUUGUCCUUGGACCAGACUUGCGCACCAAUGGGGAAGUGGAAGAAAAUGUGACCAGUGGAUCAGCCUGCACUGAAUUGCAACAAGGGAGCAGUGUAUUAGGCACUCAGGAGUUGCAGCUGUUUAGAGGUGAAAAUGUAGGGGGCUCCAGAGGUGGCCAGUUCCAACACCCAAAGGAUUUUGACCAUGGAAUUCAAGAGAAUCACCUGCCUACAUCUGCCUCUGGCAAUUCUUCUGAAUCUCUUUUAGUAGCACAAAAUGAUGAUGUGGGUCUUGGAAAUGAUAUAAAUAACAGCACAGAGAAAAUUCAGAUUAAUGUUGAAAAACCUCAGAAUGUUUUUGUGGUUGAAGCAGAGGAACAUGUUGUAUUGGAAAUUUCAAAAGGUAAUGUAGCACCAGAACCUGUUGCAAUUUUUAUGGACGGUAUGAGGACAGAUCAGCAAGAGAGUUCACUGUAUGUUAAAAGAAGUGAGACUAUCAAAGAGGGAAAUACUGAUUCCACAGAAAAAUCCACCUGUGAGAUAUCAGAAAAAGAUGGAGAUCACUUAGAUGAAACUGUGGCUGGAGAUUCUCAGAUCAGAAUGGUUUCUGACAGUUUGCCAUCAGCAAAAAUAGAUACAUCAUCACAUUCUCAAAGUGCCAGUGUUUCAGGAAAAAAGAAGAAGAAGAAAAAGAAAAGUAAACAGAAACAAAAGCAUAGUUGUGAUGAAAAAGAGGUUCAUUCAGAAAUAGGGGACAAGAAUGAAAACCAGCUCAUAGAGAGCAGUUCAGUUCAGACUGUAGAGUCAGUUUCAGAGUAUAACUCUAUACGUUCAGAGGAAGCAACAAUAAAUGAGAAAGUUUCAGAUAAUGUGAAUAUUAAUGAAAGGACUGACCUGAUGCACAAAGGAGCAGAAUCCCUAGAACUACAAAGCCCUAAUACCGGCCCUGGAAACAUUUUAGGACCAAUCAUUAAUUGGACUGAUUGCACAAGCAGCACUGACUCCAUCCCACCUUUGGACUCCAAAACAGAAAUUAAUAUUGAAAUCCCUACUUAUGGCUUUCCAUUGGAAAUUACUACUGGUGAGUUAAAUGCUUCUAAUGGCAAAUACAAAUUGCUAAGCAACACUGAUGACGCUGGGCCAAAAGACAUUGUUGCUGUCUGUGCUGAUUUUCCUGACUCUGAAAACUCUUCUGAGGUAAACCUUGAGAAAGAUAUAACUGAAACUACCAAAGAUGUAGUAAAAAUAGAAACAGUUGAUGAGAUUAUUCAUCUUGAUGAAACCAGUGUAGAAACUUCCACAGACACACAGCUGGAUGACACAUUAGAUCCAGCAGAAGUACUAAAAGAAGAGCAAGAAACAUCGAGAGACACACAGCUGGGUGACACAUUAGAUACAGCUGAAGUACCAAAAGAAGAGCAAGAAACAGACACAGACACACAGCUGGGUGACAAAUUAGUUACAGCUGAAGUAUCUGAACCGGAACAAGAAACAUCCACAGACACAGAGCUGGGUAACACAUUAGAUACAGCAGAAGUACCAAAAGAAGAGCAAGAAACAUCCACAGACACACAGCUGGGUGACACAUUAGUUACAGCUGAAGUACCAAAAGAAGAGCAAGAAACAGACACAGACACACAGCUGGGUGACAAAUUAGUUACAGCUGAAGUACCAAAAGAAGAGCAAGAAACAGACACAGAGCUGGGUGACACAUUAGUUACAGCUGAAGUACCAAAAGAAGAGCAAGAAACAUCGAGAGAGACACAGCUGGGUGAAGCAUUAGUUACAGCUGAAGUACCUGAACAGGAACAAGAAACAUCCACAGACACACAGCUGGGUGACACAUUAGUUGCAGCUGAAGUACCAAAAGAAGAGCAAGAAACAGACACAGAGCUGGGUGACACAUUAGUUACAGCUGAAGUACCAAAAGAAGAGCAAGAAACAUCCACAGACACACAGCUGGGUGACACAUUAGUUACAGCUGAAGUACCAAAAGAAGAGCAAGAAACAGACACAGAGCUGGGUGACACAUUAGUUACAGCUGAAGUACCAAAAGAAGAGCAAGAAACAUCCACAGACACACAGCUGGGUGACACAUUAGAUACAGCAAAAGUACCAAAAGAAGAGCAAGAAACAUCCACAGACACACAGCUGGGUGACACAUUAGUUACAGCUGAAGUACCAAAAGAAGAGCAAGAAACAUCGAGAGACAUACAACUGGGUGAAGCAUUAGUUACAGCUGAAGUACCUGAACAGGAACAAGAAACAUCCACAGACACACAGCUGGGUGACACAUUAGAUACAGCUGAAGUACCAAAAGAAGAGCAAGAAACAUCCAUAGACACACAGCUGGGUGACACAUUAGUUACAGCUGAAGUACCAAAAGAAGAGCAAGAAACAUCGAGAGACACACAGCUGGGUGAAGCAUUAGUUACAGCUGAAGUACCUGAACAGGAACAAGAAACAUCCACAGAUACACAGCUGGGUGACACAUUAGAUACAGCAAAAGUACCAAAAGAAGAGCAAGAAACAUCCACAGACACAGAGCUGGGAGAAGCAUUAGUUACAGCUGAAGUACCAAAAGAAGAGCAAGAAACAUCGAGAGACACACAGCUGGGAGACACAUUAGUUACAGCUGAAGUACCUGAACAGGAACAAGAAUCACAGGAGCCAACACGCAUAGAUCAGGAAUUCAGUGUAGAAGAGGAUGAAGGUGAGGUGGAGUCUGGAGAAUCUUUUGAGUUUAAUAUGGAGGUUAACGGGUCAGAAGGAAAUUUGCUUGGAGAUACCGAGUGUCAGCAAGAACACAAAAGCAUUUCCAGGUACACAGAGCAGUCUUGUACAACCAGUGAACCACAGGAGCUGGCAGAUGCUGAAGAGGGACAUGAAGACCAAAAGUUACAGACAGAUGAACAGAAUGUCUCAAUAGAAAGAGACAAGGGUGUGGAUCAGAUAGCCACAACAGAGAACGAUCAUAACAAAUGUCAGCAACAAUUUAUAACAGGAAAAGAUGAACAAGGAUCUCAAGACCAUGAAGAAAUCAUACAUGUUGAGCACUAUGAAAGCGCCAAGCAGGAAGCAAGUCCAGCAAAUCUUGUACAGGUCCUUGAUGAUCCUCUUCCUGAGACAGGAGAGUUAGACCAGGAGGCCACUAGUGUCAUUCCACAAGAAGAAGGUCAGAAUAUGGGAGAGCAGGAAAUCAGGGAGUUCAAAGAGGGUACAUCUAAGAGAAACAAGGAGGAUGCAAAGAAUGGCUCCAAAAAGGAAAGCAAGAAAGGAAAGGGGAAGACUAAAGAGGACUGCAAAAUGUCUUAAUACUGUGCCAAAAGAUGUUACCAUAAAAGUAAAUAAUGAAGUCUUAAAAAGCCUAACUAAAACCCACUUCAAUGAGAAUUUGUUUGAAAAGCUUCUAAUCCUGAAUAAUUUCAUGAAUGCAGGAAAAUCAAGUCACACAGUGUGUAUUAUAUUUACUUAAAUCUAGACCAAAAUUAUCUUUAAGAACGAAACUCUAUCUUUGCACAUUGCACUGAAUUGUACUUAAACAGACAGCUCAUUUAAGUAUUGAAAUGUUUUGCUGUGUGAGAUGGAUGUAGGUUCCAAUAGCAGGAUUGUGCGAGAUGUAGACAUUUCUAAAAAUGUCAAAACACAUUGCAGAUUUGUUUAAUGACAUUUGGAGCUCAAUGAAAUUCAUGGCUUAUUUAUUUUCUAAUUAUUAUUACUGUGGUAGUUUACAUGCUGUUUACAUACUGUAAAGAUUGUGCAGCAUUUUACUACCUUUUUGCACAUGAUAAUAAAAAUAAUUAAAA